CACGAGGGUAAGGAAGAGAGCAAAAUCCUACUGUUGUUUAGUGUCACUGGCUGCGUGCAAGAGGGAGGUCACGACUGCUCCGGCUCUGGUCUGCCCCUAUUGUCUUCGAGACGCGGGGAGGCUAAAUUGAAAAGCCCACGACCUCGACCUCGGCUGGAGAAAGAACGGAAGGAAGGAAGGAAGGAAGGAAAGAAGACGGAAAAGAGGAAGGCGCCGCAGGGAAGAGAGAAGGAAGAAGAGGAGGAAGAAGAGGAGGAUGGGUUGAGGCGAGGUGCAGCUGACCGUGGGAUCCAGAGAGAGAGAAAGAGAGAGAAAGCUAGAGAGAGGAAGAGAAAGAAAACGUGGAAAGUCUCGCAACGCAGUCUGGUGGUGAUGGUUCGGCGCUCUUGCAGUCUCGGCCCCAUCCCGCUCCUUCGAGGCGGCCACCGGUACUCCAUCGGCUGACCGCCCCCCCAACCCCCACCAACCACUACCCCUACCUAGCGCCUCCAUGCCUUGCUCUUAUUACUGUGACUGCCCCGCUCCGGCCCCUCUGCGCUACUCGGCUCCAGAAAUGAAUGUUUAAGUCAGCCAAGCCAAGCCAAGCCAAGCCAAGCCAAGCCAAGCCAAGCCAAGCCAAGUCAAGCCAAAAUAGUCAUCCCAAACCAGUUAAGUCACUCGACCGGAGCCAAUUAAGCUAGUCAACUCAAGCCAUUUCAGUCAAGUUAGCCAAGUCAGUUCCAGUCUGUUUAGCCAUCCUGCCAAGCCAAGCCAAGCCAAGCCAAGCCAAGUCAGCCAAACUAGUUAAGCCAAUAAACUAAGCCAGCCAAGUCCGUCAAGCCAAGAGGAGCCAAACUACUUAAGCUAAUCAACUCAGUAAAGCCAGCCAAGCCAUUUCAGUCAAGCCAGCCAAACUAAGCCAAGCAAGCCAAGCCAGCGAAUCAAUCUUAGAGGAAAACGUGAAUUUGAAGAUUUAUCAGAAGUAAAAAAAAAAGAGAGAAAAGAAAAUAUAGAACUUAGAAGAGAAAGAAGAAAUAAUAAGAAAAAUAAUCAAGAACAGAGAAAAAUAUCACGUAAAAAUCCACGCCUUUGAAAAUCCGUCUGCAGAAAAACGAGGACAUCACAAGUCGGUCUGAGAGGAAGGCGGGAAAACUGGAGACACCAUAACCGGGUCUCGUCUUCCGCUGGUGUCAUAAAUAGCCGUGUAUUUUGAGUAACUCCGUGUAUUGACCUGACACUGAGACCUUCCAGCUGGCCAGGUCACUCACUCCCUCGCCUUCUCAGCCUCUCACUCCCUCACCUCUCACAAUCCUCUUCUGUACCGUCUUAACUGCCUCUCCCUUUAAUCUCUCACUCCUCACAAUCCUUAUCUCUAUCUUAUUAACUCCUCUCCCCUUUCUCUCAUUCUCUUCUACCUUCCCCUCACCUCCCUCUCACUCUCCCUCUCUCCCUCCCUCUCCCACUUCCUGUCCUUUACUGAUUUCUCCUGUAAUUCUCCCUCACUUCCCCUUGUCACCCUUUCCAGCGCUUCCCUUCCUGGCUCUCCAUUAAUUUCCUCCCUUCCUCUCCCUCUCCCCUCACGUCACCCAAUACUACCUCUCCCAGUCCCUCCUUCCCUCCGUUCCUCCACCUGCUGAUCGAAAGAGAGAGGAACACGCAGCAGGAAGCAAGGAUAGUGCCAAGUGGAGGAGGUGGAAGAGGAGGACGAGAAGUGAGGACGGGCGGGCUUUGUCGGGCAUGGUUCGGGAGGUUUCGGUUCGGGCCGUACUAGUGGCUCUAGCUCUGCCCUCCAUCGCCUGCUACCUCCUGUUGGUGCAGUCUGCGGGGCCUCGUGUCGCUGAGGAAGGUUCAUGGACUGACGUAGGUUCGUGCCCUUCCUGCAACCACGAGAAUGACCCUUCAGGCAUCAGCAUCACCUCCUAUGACCUGCCUGACGAUCCGUGGUGGGCAGGCUGGGCGGAGGUGCAGAAAAACAGGCUGGCGGCGCUACGGCUCGCUUGCCUACAAGUUCGGGGCGCCAGAGUCAAGCCGUUUUCGAAGCUUCUACUGUUUCGAAAAUACCUCUACAAUCUACUCGUGGAUGACAGACACCGUGCCAUCUACUGCUAUGUUCCUAAGGUGGCGUUGCACGAACUGGAAGCGCCUCAUGAUGAUCCUUUCCGGGCGAACCAACGAGACAGAUCCCCUGCACAUCAGCUCCCACGUCCCGCACGAGGAGGGAGCGCUCACCCGCCUCUCCUCAGCUAAGUACAAGACCUCGGUGCUGAGUUACAAGCUCCGCACCUACACCAAGUUCCUCUUCGUGCGCCACCCCAUGGAGCGCCUCGUCUCCGCCUUCAGGAACAAGCUGGCCAGUAACUCCUCCUCCGCCACGGACUUCCGGCGCAGGUUCGGGGCUACCAUUCUCAAAGUUCGGCGAGGAGUGGGCGCAUUCAGGAACAUCUCCAAGGCUGACAAGGGGCUGACGUUUGCCGAAUUUGUGUAUUAUUUAAUUGAGAGGAGCUACACGGGAGGACUGCAGAGUCUGAAUGAGCACUGGGCGCCAUACUUCGAUCUCUGUCACCCGUGCACCAUCAGAUACGAUAAUAUUGGUAAGUAUGAGACUCUGGAGGAGGACGCAGAGUUCAUUCUAAGGAAGAUCGGCGCGCGGCCUAACCUCCACUUCCCUCCGAUCGUUAACUCGCGGACAGCUUCCCUCGUGGAUGACUACCUGGCGUCCCUCACCCCGGACAUGAGCAGAAAGCUGUAUGACUUGUACGAGCCAGACUUCACAUUGUUUCAGUACGAGCCGUGAGUGUCAGGCUGUCUGUCUGGCGUGGUGCUCGCUGACUGCUGGCUGGUGUCAGUGGCGCGGCGCUAAGCUCUCUUAUUCCUUUGGGUUUCUUUUCGCGUUCCAAGCAUUGUUUCCAAGACAUGCUUAGGUUGGGGUAGCAGCAACAUGCAAAAUUCUCAGGUAGACCAUAAAUAAUGCAAUAGUCAUGCCAAUAUGCACGUUUACAUGUCUUACUUUCUUCAGUCUGUUGUGUUUGGACGGAAGCUUUUAUUCUCCACUCUCCAGUCUCCAGUCUCUCCACUCUUGAGGCGGAGGGCGUCCAUGCCACAGCCUCGCCCUGACGCUCCAGGCGAGUAUGUAGGGCAGUGUUAGCGAGAAGCACUAGGCGCACUUCAUACUCAGAGCAACAUAGACCUCAGCAUCGAGCAAUAAGUAGAAUAACCUAGACACUGGAGGGCGGCUGUGGGGACCGUUAGAGUCGGUCCACCACACAAGUCGCUUGGUAGUCGAGAGUUGCCAGAGACUUGUCUUUUAGUGACGCAGAUUAGCCUGUCCAGCACGAGGCUCGCUCAAGCUUUGCCUGCUGGUGGAGGCCGCUGGCAGGCGUAGCAAAUAUCAACGUAGAUUUAAUCUGUGACAGACUGUGCACUGAGGCGAUGAUCGUGUCGAUAUCUUUCCCCGUAAUUUUAUUGGACAUUGUUACGUCUGCCAAGUAUUGUUGUAAAAGAUGGUAUUACUCUAUGACAAAGUACUACGUUAAUCAUUGGCUGUGAGUACGAAUAUUCAUGAACAUGCACCUUCGCUGUGGAUAACUCGAUGAGGAUGUUGACGUCUUCAUUCACGAAAAAAAAAAAAAACAUCCAUGUAAGGACAAUGAAGCGAAGAGCGCAUUUCUCAACGUAAAAGAUCUAUGCAUAUCAGUCUAUCCGCCUGAUGCCAGUCUCACUUCCUUCUUGACAUAGGUAGGUAGGUAGGUAGUUAACAUAAGCUUACAUAUCACACGGAGAGAAAGCCAGUAGACCAGCUGGUAGUGGAUAGGAAGCAGAAGGGGGAGAAGGAGGGCAGUGGAUAGGACUUACAGGAGCGGCGGUAGUGUAUGUUGGGGCCACGGGGGAAUGGAAAAGUGCUGCAUGGCUUGCUGGAAACAAAAGAACAGGGCUGAGAUUGAUUCUACUAACCUCUCAGUGUCGGAUCGCUGGUUAUGCGGAAAUGCUCACCAGUUUCAGUUGUUAGAACCAAAGAUUGCACCGAGGAGACUGGCAAAUAUCCAAAAGGAAACCAAGAUUGUUUCACUGAGAGACUGUUUGUGCCAGUCAGAAGAUUCAAAAGACUGUAGUAAUUGGCAGUCAGAAAAGUGUAUUUGACAGUCGAGAGGCUAUGUACAAGUUAGAAAAGUACGUAUUUAAGAGGUAGGAGACUGUUUGUAGCGGUUAGGAGCAGGAUGUAACAUGGAGGUCAGUAGAAUGAAUCUCAGCCAGUACAUUCACCCCCAGGGCCCCCUAGUGCCUCGCCCGUGUAAGACAGGAGGGGCUGCACCGCUUCCAUUUUAGAUUCUCGUAGUGGUGAGUAGUCAUACCAAGGUCAGGUGGUCUCAAAUUUCUAUUCAGCUCGUCGCCAUCCACGUCCACUCUCAUCCAUGGGUUUGCCUCAACGUACGGACACCUCUUAACACACCGACCGUUGGGUUCUUGUUGUUGAUGUGAUGUUUGUUACCGCACGGUUGAAUAUUCUUUACGUGGCCGUAGUCAGGCAGAGAGGGAAGGAAUGGGAAGUUAUUGGUGGUGGCUAGACUAUGAUUUUGAUUAACAUGAGGAGUGAAGCUUAUUGGAUAGGCCAGUUACCUCCCAAGAUGUUUUCUUCACCUCGACUCCUCGCUAUUAGAAGCAACGUUACAAGCAUACAUUCGGCUGUUAUUCACAAAAAGAUUAACCCCUCCCAUGUUGUUAUCCUGUGUACAUAGUAAGGUAGUUGGCUUGCGUCACGUCUUCUGUUACUGUUGGAAAGAGGUGACGUUCCGGCAGGAGUCACCCCCGUCACGCUGCCCAAAUAAUUAUGAUUAAGCGAGGGGCCUCAUCACCCCCAAAACAAGCCCUGUAUAUUAUGAGACCCGACUGUGAUAACUGUGUGCUCAUGAAUACUGUAAACUGUGGUGUUGUGAAGUGUCAUGUUACUUAUACAGUGCGUACGUUAAAGUCAAGAGUGAUGACCUCAGUGGCGGCGGUGGUGUGUGUUUGUGUGUGUGUGUGUAUGUGUGUUAGUACGAGUACAAGGAAAAUACUGUUAUUCAGUUUAACUUUUCAUUUUACGAGAUCAGAUACUUUCUUUUUCUUCUUCUUCUGCUUCUUUUUAAACGUAAUUUUGUAUUUAUUUUAUACUUGGAACACUUUUUUUCAUCUGUGGUCAAACUUGCUAUCUUUAGCAAACUGGUAUGGCUGUCACUAUUCAGACAUGCUGUGUGAUGCCGUUUAAAAGUCUUCACUAUGAACGCUGCUUCUAUGACCACACGGCUGCAAUUUUAAGUCCUAUCAGUUAUAUUGAUGUUUAAAACUGGGUUAAAAAAAAAUACACAAAUACAAAUGAUAACAGUGGUGUGUGUGAAUAAGAAAUGAACAACUAAGAAAAUUCAAACUAGGUAUCAUACAAAAUAAGACAAUGCAAUGAAUAAAGGUGCAAAUAUGGUACUGGAGUAACUGGACAGGGACAGACGGAACAUUAAACAAAAUGACGAACUGUAUCUUAUUGCUUUCAGUAGUUCAUUAAUAAAUUGUUCCUAAACUAAAAACAAUCAAUGCAAACGUGGUCAGAUUCAGUGUGAAGUAUUGUUGGGUCCCACUGAAACAACAUACGUAUUUCCAGAGUGACGUAAAAUGGGCAGUCUAUUUAUGGAUGUCUCAAGUCUGUCAUGUGUGUGUGUGUGUGUGUGUGCCGUCAGCUUUACAGAGGGCUUCCAUUUCCAGCCCAGAGUAAUCUUUCAUUGAAGCUGUCACGUGUCACAAACUCGUCACUGCUGUGGUGGUGAUGGUGCUGCUGCCCUGUGGUGGGUGCUGCUUGCCCUCAUCACUGGACAGCACCUCCAGGAGACUCACUGGUAUGGUACAGGCCAGGAAGAUCAACUAUAGCCUCCUUAUGGCAUGCAAGUAAAGGAGUCACUUCAUACUGCCUCAUGUGUGGCGUGGAUGAGUCUUGUGUUGGCAUUAUGUUAGGAGAAUCAGGUUUGCUUGGAGAGUAUGUGUUUGUUAAUCUUCACACCAGAGAGAGUGAGAGAGAAAGAAUGGCUUGAUGUAGAAAAGAAUGGGUGUCUUGCUCUAUUACUGAAAGACACCAUGGAGAAACCUUGCCAUGUUAUUUGUUGAGUGAUUUGUAUGUUGGGAAGUAAAGAAUGAAACCUGAACACAUACUGAGUUGUGAAUGAAUUGCCAACUUGUUUGUAUGGUGGAAGACGAGGACAAAAUCUUCACUCUUAUGUGGAUUACGAAGAAGUGAUGAAUGAUCCACGAGGGGAAGUAGAGAAUGAGACCUUUGCACAUAUGAAAAUUACCAAUAACUGCUGGACGGUUUGUUUGAGGCAGGACGCACAGAAUGAAAUCUUCACAUAAACUAGAAUUACGAAGAAAAACGCUAUUGUAUCCCUCGUGUUGGGUGAAUCAUUUGUGAGAGGGAGGAAUUGCUAACCCUCACGCACACAGCACUUGCUUAGCCUAGGGUCACAAAGCUGGAUUCCUUUGCAAGUAAGGUUAAGCCUAGCAACGAGGCAUCUCACCUACGCCUGGUCCGCUUGCUGUGCUGUUCUUGCUUCUGGUGGGCCGUCUUGAGCCUGGUCCAGGUUUUCUAUAUUGGAAUAAUAAAAGAACGCCUUGACCGCACUCACAGUUGUUCCUUUGUCCUUUGUGUGUCCUUUUAAUGUGUUGCCUGCCAAGUGGCCUUAUUCUGAAAUUCUGUUCCACACCUCCACUGCUUUCAAACAUUCUUUAUUAAGUUAUGUGCACCUUUUAGGGUAAUUAUAUAUUUCUAGUAACACAUUGACAAGACUUCUACAUUAUAAACACAAGAAACACUCUCCAGAACCAAGCUAAUUAUCUCUGUGGUCUUUGAAAACAGUGGUGGUAGUGGAUGGAACAUUGGUGAACACAGGCCAAGGUGCUGAGGUGAAGGGAGGUGUGAAGUUAUGUAUGUACCUGUCUUUUUCUUUGCCUCCCUCUAUGUGAAGGUGAGUAAAGAUCAUAAACUCUCUGAUGAAGACUACACAACAUGACAGUCGCAUUGAAACAGAUGAUUUGAGAAUAAAGGGAGAAAGAAUAGCUGAAAAUCUUCACCACAAACUCAUUCAAGGUUAAAGGAAAUAAUCAUAAUAAUUCCAUGUGGUUGUUUUGCAUCUUAUUCACAUGUUACACUCUGUCUUACAAAAAUAAGCUGAGGAACAACAGUCCUGAUUAUCUGUAUAUGAGGCCACUUGUACCACAGAGCUGCACCACACACCACUUCCCUGUCUUGAGGUGGUCAUGGUACUGCAAUGACCACAGGAGCACCAAGCCACCAAUGCAACCCCAACAAGCACCCAAUGCCAAGUCUGCCUGCUACAGUCAUGGGGGAACAUACAGUAACCCUCAACACUCACUUCCACUUUGUUUUAGCAGUCCCUCUUCCUUCUACAUUCAUCUCGUCUUUUCCUGGUUCCUUCGUUUCCUACUUUUCUUUCCUAUUUCCUCUGAUUUGUUGUGUCUUUCCUAAUUCUUCUUCACUUUCACUUUGUUUAGCCUCUCUCUUCAUUCUAAAUUCCUCUUGUGUUUCCUAGUUCUUUUGUGUUUCCUAUUUCCUCAGAUCUGUUAUGUCUUUCCUUUCUAAUUAUGAUCUGUGUCUUCCCUAGUUCUCAUCUGUUGGCAAUCUAUUACUUCUCUGGUUUUCUCAGAUUAUCAGAUCAGAAUCCUAAAUAAAUUGCUAGUUGUGAAAACAUCCUUGAAAAUACCAAUAACUUUCACUGAACCCUGUUAAAAUGUAGAGUGCACUAAGACAGUCACUAAAACCACAGAGAAACAUCCUUGAAAACACAAAUACCAUCCACAAUACCCUCAUCAAAUGCAGUGGAAGUGAGCACUGAAUGUUACUUGAAUUCCAACCACACCUGUACGUAUAUUUAUUUCACCCUUUGCUUAAAAAAGUGUUUGGUUUCAGCAUUUUAUCAUUUACAUUGUGGCACCUCCAUCACUUCACAACUUAUGGCAAUUGAUUCAUCACUCUCCAUGUGUUUCAUUACCUUUGUGACUCUUUGACUUCAAACUCACGAAGAAACGAACAAUAAACAAGCUUCAUAUCACAAACAGGGGUACCUAUACACACACACACACACACACACACACACACACACACACACACACAAACAGACAAAAGACACACAUAC
Portunus trituberculatus (swimming crab) is the source of this 8147-nucleotide messenger RNA. Its product is annotated as carbohydrate sulfotransferase 11-like. The record is from RefSeq and is a predicted model, not a curated record. Gene Ontology annotation, biological process: carbohydrate biosynthetic process. Lineage: Eukaryota; Metazoa; Arthropoda; Malacostraca; Decapoda; Portunidae. Gene Ontology annotation, molecular function: sulfotransferase activity. Bases 1871 to 2773 code for a protein of 300 amino acids. The transcript has 6 exons. Gene Ontology annotation, cellular component: membrane.